AUGUCAGAGACACACACCCAUACCGACUCCUUGAACGGAGCCGACCAUGACCCCGAUCUUCAGAAGAAAGUGAAGAGUAGGAGACCGGCGAGUACGUACCGCACAAGCUCUCUGCAGAAUCUGAUUACAUUGGCAAAGAGGAUGCAGCUGGUGGAUAGUAAUGAAAUACCCAUCCUUACCCCCAAGACCGUCCUUCCUCUCUUUUUCGCCAUUGGCAUCAUAUUUGCUCCUAUCGGGGGUCUCCUACUCUAUGCUAGCGCUCAAGUCCAAGAGAUAGUCCUAGACUACUCGGACUGCCAUGAUGUAGCACCGAAUGGCACCGCGUAUGUCGAUAUGCUGAAGAAGUCCUCCCACUCCUCCUUUAAGUACAACAGCCCGAGUCCCUGUACCAAGAAUGCACCUGCACCGCAGUGGAAGCAAAGCACCAUACAAAAACAAUAUGGCGUCGGUACACCGCCUGUGGACACUCAAGUCUGCUCGCUCCGAUUCAACAUUCCUGACAAUCUCCAACCCCCCGUCCUCUUCUAUUACCGUCUCACCAACUUCUAUCAAAACCAUCGGCGAUACGUGAAGUCGCUAGAUAGCGAUCAGCUCAAAGGCAAGGCUAUACCUGCCAGCACUAUCAAAGGAGGUUCAUGCGAUCCGUUGAGACUGGAUCCUGACGGCAAGCCUUACUACCCCUGUGGGCUUAUCGCCAACUCGCUCUUCAAUGAUAGUUUCAGCAAUCCCAUUCAGCUGAACGUACACAAUAGCCCCCUACCCAACGUCACAUACAAUAUGACCAACAAAGGCAUCGCUUGGAGUAGCGACUCUGCACUGUAUGGCAAAACCAAUUACAAGUUGGACCAGAUUGCUGUUCCACCAAACUGGCACUUGAAGUGGCAGAACGGAUAUAGCGAGGAGAAUCCUCCUUUGCCUAUACAUGAUGAUGAGAACUUUCACGUAUGGAUGAGGACUGCCGGGCUUCCAGCGUUCAGCAAGCUUGCAAUGCGCAAUGACAAAGAAGAAAUGAAGUGUAGCACCUACCAGGUGGACAUCGAGAACAACUUCCCAGUCAACAUCUACGGUGGCACUAAAUCUAUUGUCAUAUCCACACGAACGGUCAUGGGAGGGAAGAACCCCUUCUUAGGUAUUGCCUAUGUCGCCGUCGGUGGCAUCUGUAUAGUCCUGGGCGCUAUAUUUACCGUAACACACAUGAUCAAGCCAAGGAAACUCGGAGACCACACUUACUUGUCCUGGAACAAUGACCAGCCCAGUACCGCAACUGCAACCGGCAUACAACGACCUGGUCAAAUUGAGGCUUAA
Molecule: messenger RNA, 1305 nt
Organism: Bacidia gigantensis
Lineage: Eukaryota; Fungi; Ascomycota; Lecanoromycetes; Lecanorales; Ramalinaceae
Exons: 5
Coding region: 1-1305 (434 amino acids)
Cellular component (GO): endoplasmic reticulum; plasma membrane; Golgi apparatus
Source: RefSeq, a predicted model, not a curated record